CGGGGUAAUUUUUUAAAGUGACUGUCCAAGAAUUGGGCAAUCUUGAAUACUAAGCAUCGGCCCGACACAGAGGAGAGUGCAGCUCUCAAAGGGAUACCUCUCCGUUAGAAAUCUGCGAAGUUGACACCAACAAGGUUCAGUUGAGUUUCAGCACUCCUAUCCACCAUGAACAACAGAGAAUUCAUUUUGGUAAAGAUUAGUCUGGUUCUAGUUCUUUUGAUUCCACCGGGGGAAUUAUCUCCCCGUCCCCUGAGUGUUGACGACGAAUUCAGUCGAGUGGACUUUGGUCCCAUAGCCCGAAACGAUUAUGACCAAGGUGACACCGGAGAUGAGACUCUAGGCGGCUCGAACACGGCCUUUGGAUUUGCCGAUCAUCAAGAAGACAGUUUCACAUCCUUUGGAGCUCCGGCUGCUUCGGUCUCCGACUAUUAUGGAGAUGACGAGGAUAAGAGAGUGGCCGGUCCGGCUUAUGGAGGGACGGCCCCCAAUAACUACGACUAUGGUAGCGAAGGCACCGAUGGCAUUGGACCUCAAGACGGUGGUCAAUACCAGGACAAUCUCCCUCAUCCAGGAGUUGAUGGUCAAGCCUACCCUAAUUAUGAGGAUGAUUAUCUUAGAGUUGGUGCACCGUCGCCGAGUGAUCCAUUUGAUUUCUAACACGUAUAGUUUAGCUUACCAAGGAAGUAUUUAGUGUACCAUUGAUUCUUCGCAAUAAAAAGCACGAGCAUUCAUACCAAGGG
Messenger RNA from Tigriopus californicus, 740 nucleotides. RefSeq lists its product as uncharacterized. The record is from RefSeq and is a predicted model, not a curated record. The transcript is spliced from 2 exons. NCBI's taxonomy places the organism in Eukaryota, Metazoa, Arthropoda, Copepoda, Harpacticoida, Harpacticidae. Bases 166 to 657 code for a protein of 163 amino acids.